AUGCCGACGACCGCCGUGCUCGGUGGGUUAUGGGGCGACGAAGGAAAAGGGAAGAUAAUCGACUUCCUCGCCGCUGAUGCAUCCGUGAUCGUUAGAUUUUCCGGCGGAAAUAACGCUGGUCAUACUGUCGUAAAUGACUACGGGAAACUCGUAUUCCAUCUCAUCCCCUGUGGGAUCUGCUACGAGGGCACGAUUAACGUCAUCGGAAACGGCGUCGUAGUGUCACCCGACGCGCUCAUCGAAGAAAUUUCGAUGGUCAAAGAGCGGGAGUUACCUGGUCAGAUCGCUAUUUCCGACCGUGCGCAUCUCAUCAUGCCGUACCACGUCUUGCUCGACAAGUUGGAAGAGGAACGUCGUGGCGCGGCUGCGAUUGGCACCACUGGGCGUGGAAUCGGACCCGCGUACGUUGACAAAGUUGCGCGCAUGGGAGUCCGAGUUGGUGAGUUGUUGGACCUUGAAGAGUUGAUGAUCACCUUGCCGCCGAUCAUCGAGUUCAAAAACGAACUCAUCACCAAAAUCUACGGUGGCGAGCCGCUGGAUGUCGACGAGAUUUUGGGACAGACAAAGAGAUGGGCGAAUGAGAUCGGCCAGUACAUAGGGUCUGCAGACGAGAUAGUCACGAACGCGCUUGCGAGCGGCGAGAACGUGAUCAUGGAAGGCGCUCAAGGAGCGUUGCUCGAUAUUGAUCACGGCACCUAUCCAUUCGUAACGUCGUCGAGUCCGACGAUUGGUGGCGCGUUGACUGGAACGGGGAUUGGUCCGAGUUCGUUUGCGCGGAUUAUCGGUGUCUUCAAGGCUUAUGCCACUCGGGUCGGUGCCGGGCCAUUUCCGACUGAAAUCCACGUACAGAAGGCGACCGCAUCCGCGAGAUGGCGGGCGAAUUCGGCGCGACCACAGGCCGAGCUAGGAGAGUUGGCUGGUUCGAUGCGGUAG
This is a messenger RNA of Geodia barretti, 933 nucleotides long. NCBI's taxonomy places the organism in Eukaryota, Metazoa, Porifera, Demospongiae, Tetractinellida, Geodiidae. The record is from the annotation of a GenBank genome assembly.